GGCGCGUUCGUGCUUUCAGUCUCAAAGAUUACCUCAUUCCGAGUUCGUUCCUUCUAAUUCCGAACAACAUCACCACCACCACCUCAAAUCUCUCACACACACACACACCUGACUCAUACUCACCCACUACAUGCCCGCCCGUCCCCCUCAACCCUUCAUACCCCGCAACGUCAGCUUAACAAACCUCUACACUCUCUACCGUCUCCGCAAAAUGUCCGCGGCCCCAUCCCCCUCUCGACCCAUAAAGAUCCUCUUCCUUCACGGCUUCACACAAUCCGGCCCCCUCUUCAGCGCAAAAUGCGGCGCCCUGCGAAAAACGCUUCAAAAAUCCUUCCCAGCAGGAAUCACACUCUCGUUCCCGACUGCGCCGCUGCGGUUAUCGCCUACGGACGUGAGCUUCUUACACGGGGAGGAGAAGAAAGAUGGUAAUGGUGGGGAGGAAGAUGAGGUUGAUGCGUGGGCGUGGUGGCGCCGGAAGGGGGAUAGCGAGCCGUACACUUAUGCUGGGUUGGAAGAAGGGCUGGGGCGGAUAGCGCAAGUACUGAAGGAGGAGGGCCCGUUUGAUGGGGUCGUUGGGUUUUCACAGGGCGGUGCUGCGGCGGCUAUGGUUGCUUCGCUGCUCGAGCCCGGACGGAGAGAAGCGUUUGAGAAACUGCAGAAAGAGGGCGGGAUGCGGUAUCCCGAGUCUUUUGAGGCGGAUACGGGGUAUGUAGAGGGCUGUGUGCAUCCGCCGCUGAAGUUUGCGGUUAGUUAUUCGGGGUUUGCGGCGAGGGGGCAGAAUCCGUAUCAUGCGUUUUAUGAGCCAAAGAUUAAGACACCGGUGUUGCAUUUUCUGGGGAGUUUGGAUACGGUGGUGGAAGAGAGUAGGAGUCUUGCAUUGGUGGAGGCGUGCGAGCAGAGUGAGGGCAGGGUCGUGUAUCAUCCUGGUGGUCACUUUCUGCCGAGUACGCAGAAGGCGAGUGUGAAUGCGUUGAUUGGGUUCAUCAAGGCGGUGCUGCAUGAGGCUGAAGGGCCGAAGAACGAGGAGGAGAGCGUGCAGGACAUGGAUGUGCCAUUCUGAUCGGAGCCUGUGGAAGAUGAUCCAGUACUACACAGCGCGGCGUUCACUCAUAGAUGGUCAAGACAUAGACUAUUAUCUGCUUAGAUGUCUAUAUUACAUGCGCAAUGCAUGCGCGAAGGCGACUAUAGACGGCCUUCCAAUUCUAGACUAACCAUGAUUC
Messenger RNA from Macroventuria anomochaeta, 1220 nucleotides. Its product is annotated as FSH1-domain-containing protein. Gene Ontology annotation, cellular component: cytoplasm; nucleus. The record is from RefSeq and is a predicted model, not a curated record. The coding region runs from base 131 to 1060 and encodes 309 amino acids. The transcript has a single exon. NCBI's taxonomy places the organism in Eukaryota, Fungi, Ascomycota, Dothideomycetes, Pleosporales, Didymellaceae.